Molecule: messenger RNA, 2591 nt
Organism: Truncatella angustata
Lineage: Eukaryota; Fungi; Ascomycota; Sordariomycetes; Amphisphaeriales; Sporocadaceae
Exons: 2
Coding region: 385-2364 (659 amino acids)
Source: RefSeq, a predicted model, not a curated record
GCUCACUCGUCUUCAAGAAACGGGUACUCGACAAGUCCGUAUUACCAUCGCCUACCGAAUGCCGCCCGCCGUGUAAUGCUCCUGGUAUCUCGAAUUAUUGUCCCGCUUGUGUCUGCAACCUGUGAUACGAUUCAUCACUAACUGCGCGCAACUGAACUUGUUCUCAUAGCUGAUUCACUGCCUACCAUUCCGCGCACGAGCCAUCGCCUUGGGGAUCUGGCAACUCUAUUUACGAUUAGGCACCGUACACAUUCGCGCUGAAUCUUAGACAAAGGUGUCUCGAUCUAAGCCAUUACUUGACGAUUAUUAUAUUACAGUAAUCGCACUACCAUCAGUUUCUAUACCGAAAUCAAUUGUUCACAUUGCUCAACAGAUACCGUGAGGAUGGCCAGCGGGUUCGAGCGGCUGGAGAAAUUUUUCAGCUCAUCUAGGAAGAAGGAUAAGGGCUCACGAGAAAAUGCUGCUGCCUCCAGGACAACUAGAUCAACGCACAUCUCGUAUUCGGGAUCUGGUACAUACGAGACCUGUUUGUUUCCACCGCCUUCUUUCAUGAAGCCUACUUCGACACGAAUGUAUGCAAGAGGUCCUCUAUACGAAAAAGAAGAAGUCGAGGAUCAAGUCGUAAGGGACAAGGGCCGGUCGCGCAGCCUUCCUGACGUCAAGAAAUCUUUCCGAAGCCAGUCAUCAACGUUCAAUUCGCUAGAAAUCGAGAGGAAGACGCGAAGUUAUGGCUCCAGUCGUCCGCCUUUCACUGAAGAGCCACCGAGGACACCCGUGACGCCUACCUCUGGCUUCCCGGAAGAUGUUCUAUUUCGUUCCUUUGAAACCCCCUGCGCAUCCGCUAAUACAUCUCCGCGUCAUAUCAUACUGGAUGAAGCAUCGUUGGAAACACCCAAGCAGGAAAUACUGGAACAUAACCUCCUCGGCUGGUCGCCUAAGCAUAUUUCCUUGCUAUUCAAACCUGGAGAUUUGCCCUCGAUGAACGAGCACCUUGGGCUGAACCUUAUAGAUGAUGCGCCGGAAUCUAUGAUCCUCAUGCCCUCGCCUAUGUUCACUCCGCCACUGAUGCCCCCACCGAAAUCACCACUACGAGAGAAACCUUCGAGAUGUCCACCAACACCUCAUCACAGGCUCUCGUCCGGGAUCCAGAACUGGGGGUUCUCAGAAUUUCCCAAACAAUACUCGGUCAUCAGUUCGGUAACUAGUGGGACUUAUUCACCCCCAUUGUCAGAUAGUGAAGACGAGUGUUCUACACCCAUUUCAGACCAUACCGGACUAGCGAGUAAACGCUUCACGCCUACUAGCUUUAGCGCUGAUUCCUCACCCAAGUCAAUCGUGAAAACGAGGCAGACUCGCUUUCACUCAGGUUAUGGAAAGACUUUCACACGAGAAACGUGGGGCGCAAGGCAAGACGAUCCCAAACAUGGUCGCUCCAAGUCAAAGGAGAGCCCUAUGCCUCGCUCACGUUUCCCGAAGACUCAAAGCACUGCCACCCUGUCUACGGUGAACUCGAAAAUCAGACAAGAGCACAUACUCCAGGAGCCCACCAUCAACGACAUUUACACCUUGAGUGAUGAGGAUAUCUUUGAGGCAAGACCAUUUACACCAGCACCUGACUUGCCACCUCCAGUCCCGCCGAAGGAUGACCUACCAGCGCGAAUGCGACCUCGUGCGCAGCCAUACAACACCGUACAACCGCAACAACCGCAGCGUAUCUAUGCUGUCAAUCCUCAAAGUGGGGAGCUCACUCCACCAGAAACGCCAAUAGAUUCAAGUUUCUUGAUACCCAUGCCUACACGCCAUUCGGCCAAGGCGUUUGGUGCCAUCAUGGCUGCCCGCAUUGCACGGAAGUACAACUUCGAUCUAAUCUACCUUGUCAGCUUAUGGCCUAGUGGAGCUGGAGCCCACCUUGAUCCAUCAUUGCCACGCGCAUCGCAAACACCACAACAAUCUCCUAUGACAGGAGGGUCAAUAUAUGCCGGCCCUAGAUCCAAGCUUACGGGUCGGUACCUCGCAGCAUUUGGCUUGGAACAGAUCCAGAUGGGCGAGCCUUUCCAGAUAGAGCAAAAGGUCCUACUCAAAACCCUUCGAUCAGAAAGCUGGAGUGAGUACGAUGAUGCAAACGCCCCUUUCAGCCACGGCUGGACUUGCUCUUUCAAUAGCGACUUUGUCCCACUCGGACAGCAAAGCAUGGAUACGAAUAUCUUGAAAUCUGCAAAGAACCGAGGCAUCGUCUUUGCAGCAUACACAAGACAACACAACGAAGCGCUGAUACCGAAGGAGUCGACAACGAGAAAUGAGGUACUGCACAGACUGCGAGGUGAUGUAGAAUGCCUACUCUACAACAUGGCAAAGCAAAAUUGAUGGGGGGCGUGGAUGAUCCUUUUGACUGGCGUGACCAGUAUACGCUGUACAUAUGAUAUAAAAGGUGUGGAGGUCAAGUAUUGCUGUAAAAAGGGCAGAAACCGACGAGGUGAUACCUGGGGUUUGUGGCGGUUCUCAUUUGGGUCGAUUAUGAUGCGGGUAUUGUGUUAGUCAGUUAGAUACCAUAUAUUGCAUGAGAUGGUUAAAGUCAACUGGCUGCUGCCAAC